CUCGUGUUUAUCAAUGAUGUCAUGCAGGAGGCCUAGUGCAUUAGCAGUGUUAGCUCGUGGUGGGAUGUAAACAGCAGUUAAAUACACAGCGCUAAACUCACGAGGCAAAUAAAAAGGUCUGCAUUUCACCAUCAGCAGCUCAAUGUCCUGCGAGCAGUGCUUUUCCAUCGUCUGUACGUCUGUGCACCACCGUUUGUUUACGUAAACACAGACGCCGCCACCUCUGUGUUUACCAGACGCUAAAGUCCGAUCUCCCCGGUAAGCAGCAAAUGAUUCCAACUGGAUCGCCGAGUCCGGUAUAUCCUCCGUCAGCCAGGUUUCUGUGAAGAUGAGUUGGACAGUUACAUGUACCAAACAGUGGGUCACCAGGCCAUUGAGCUGUACGCCGAGGCCAUGGACGUGCCACUAUACCGACGCACUAUUCAGGGCUCCAGCUUGGACACCAGCAGAGACUACCAUCAAACAGAAGGGGACGAGGUCGAGGACCUUUAUGAGCUGUUGCGCCUCAUCAAGGAAAAGGAGGGUGUUGAGGCAGUGUCUGUAGGAGCCAUUCUUUCUGAUUACCAGAGGGUCCGUGUUGAAAAUGUGUGUUUUCGUCUUGGUUUGCAGCCUCUAGCAUACCUGUGGCGCCGAGACCAGGAGUCACUGCUCACUGAGAUGAUAUCGUCUGACCUCCACGCCAUCCUCAUCAAAGUUGCCGCCUUUGGCCUGGAUCCCGAGAAGCACCUGGGAAAGUCUCUGGCCGACAUGGAGCCCUACCUGAAACAGCUCUCUCAGAAGUACGGCGUCCAUAUUUGUGGUGAAGGAGGGGAAUAUGAAACCUUCACCCUGGAUUGUCCUCUCUUCAAAAAGAGGCUUGUCAUUGAUGCAGCGGAGACAGUGAUCCACUCUGCAGAUGCCUUCGCUCCGGUCGGGUACCUUCGUUUCACCGCCUUGCGCACCGAGAGCAAAGCCAGCGGUGUGGCGGCGGUAGCUGUGGCUCGUUGUCCUUGCCAAAGCGCCAUGGACAAGAUAACGGAGGAGGUGGAAUAUGCUGAUGGAGCCGGAGACGACCACCACCACCGAGAAUUUACAUCAGAUGCUGACCUUAGUUGUCAGCAGGGCCACGUGCUUCCUGGAGAUUUGCCUCCAUCCUGCUCGUUCAGAAGUUCUAGAGGUUAUCAGUGGAUCUCCGGCAUCAACGGGCAACAAAGCCAAGACCCCGGGAUCCAGGGCCAGACUGCGGCAGCUUUCAUACUCUUGCAAAGUGAGUUGAACAGUAGAGGCUGGAGCAUGAAGGACAUUGUCCUUGUACACCUGUACGUGAGCCAUAUGGAGGACUUCGGUCCACUCAACACAGUGUACAAGAAACACUUUGGGACAAACCCUCCUGCCAGGGUGUGUGUGCAAGCCCAGCUACCCGCUGGCCAGCUGCUACAGAUGGACUGUCUCCUCCAUACCUGGACCGAGCCCCCGACGGAGGACAGCUUUCACCAGAGAGAGGCGCUGCACGUACAGAGUCUUUCUCACUGGGCCCCGGCCAACAUUGGGCCCUACAGUCAAGCCCUCAGGGUAGAUGAUGCUGUGUUCUGCGCGGGCCAGAUCGCACUGAUCCCCUGCACCAUGCAGCUGGUGAAGGCCGGCACCUGGAUGCAGGCUCAGUUGUGUGUCAGCCACGUGCGGAAGGUUCUGGAGGCCGCGAUCAGCUGCUUGAGUCUGGCCCACGUCAUCCAGGCCCACUGCUACUCCACAAGACGCCAGGACAUCCCCAUCAUCCGGGCUGUAUUAGGACGCAUGCUGGAGACGACAGAAGAGGAGCUGAUUAUGGGGCCUGACAGUAAACCUGCUCCAUCACUGGUGCUGGUUGUAGUACCUGCCUUACCCAAAGGCGCCGCUGUCGAGCUCCACAUCACAGCCAUCCAGGAUGACCCCAGCCUAAGGACUUCCUGUCACAUGACCACAAAGUUGGGUUAUGGCCAUAUAAAGUGCCAUACUGUGACAUCUGCUGACCGGUGCACCGCUUCCCUGUCCCUCUGCCUGGCUGUUGUCGACCCCGAGAUCAGUGCAGAUGUCGGGGAGGUCACUGAAGCAAUCGCCUCGGCUUUUGACAAAGCCCUGAAGAAGACCGAGGCCGAGCUGGUGCCGCUCUGUGCACGGGUCUUCUACAAGUGCGACCACUCGCUUGGACAGCGGGUUGUUGAAGGACUUGAGGACACCUUUAAAAAGUUUCUAGGAGAGUCCAGUCCAUCCGUUGCCCUGGUUCCAGUCCUGGACUUGCCUGACUGCCGCAUCCUCCACCUGUCCUGUUGGCUCAGCGCAUAAGAACCAGAGCCAGGAUCAACAGCCGCACAACUUUGGAGCUCAGUGGAGCUUCUCUCACAGGAUUGACUCUUGACUUGAACAACAUCUCUGAACAACAUGACUAUUCAAAGCUCAAUGUGAUAUAAUCGUGGUGUAUGGGUCGAGAAUACAUCCAGUUAGCCUACAGUGCUGCUGACUGCUGCUCAGUCUCAAGGAUUUCUUAGGCAGACAGGCUUCCAGACUGCAACUAAAUACCGGUAGUCGCGUUUUGCGACUAAAAUAUGAAGCAUCGCAAGUGAAUUUUUCAUCUACUCGCGCAUGUGCGACCAGAUAAAGUGUUGAGUUCCCGUAUUGCGUUCACCGGGGAUGUCCCUUAUUACCGUGAGAAUGAAAAAUAGUCAAUGAAAUGUGUCAUGAAUCGAUGACAGCUUGUCACAGUCUCAGCCUAUCGAUGCCAGCGUGUGUAAUCGCUCACGUUUGACUCGCACUGGUCCCCUCGUCGAUAAAAUGAUACCGACUGCAUUGCGGGUUUUGCCGACUGGAGCUAAGUCGGUACUGUGCAGUGGCAAAGCGCCUGUUUUUUAACUGAAAAUGGUUAAAAACUUUUGUUUAACAUGAUAAUCUGAAAUGGAACGUGUCUCCCAGUCGUAUAUAUUUAAAAUAUACCAUUAUGCAAAUAAUAAAAAUGUGGAGCAGGACAUGUACAAGCGAGUUAGCAAUGUUAACAAUGAAAACACAUGGCGGACCACUGCGCUAUAACACAACAUGUACAUUUACUCAACCACUAAUGUGUUCUAGUACUAACAUAAAAAAACAUAAAAAGGACAAUUUCAGGAAAAUCUGUUUGUUUUUUUUUUGUGUUUCUUUACAAAUUGGCAUUGCCAAUACUGGCUCAGCAUCAACAGUCGUUUGAACAGGGGUUCCUUUACUUAGUCGCCUCCAGAAAGAAGUAAAGAAAAGCAUCUCUUUGUUUCAGGUAGCUUCCUAGUUAACACCAUCUGUGUGUGUUUGUGUGUGUGUGUGUGUGUGUGUGUGUGUGUGUGGGUGUGGGUGUGUGUCAUGCUCCACGGGACUGGAGGUGUGUUAUUAUUGUGUAAUGGGCAAUCAGCACCAGGCACCCGAAAAGAUUAAGCCUCUUUAUGUUUUCUAUUGAUUCUAAAGGCGGCCUGGUUAAUAGGAGAGGGACUUCGCCUCACACCGCUGCAGGCAAAGAAUUAAGCUCAAUGUGUGUGUGGAGAAAAUAAGACUAUUAACCGUCGCUCCUGGAACAUUUCUUUUCUCAAAGAUCAUGAACCAUAUUGAUGAACCAGAGUCAGAAUGCAUCUUCCAUACUCACUCCGCCGCCAUUAUCACGGGGCCGACUGAUCGAUCCUCGCCACGCCCAGCCUCGCUGUUGUUUUGUUUUGAUUGUUGCUAUCAAAAAUUGAACAAUGGAGGCAGCCAAUAGAGCCUGAAGAUUUUUCUUUAUUGAUGGUUGAAAAACACAAACAAGCAAUUAUUUAUGAACUACAGCAAGCUAAUACUCUGGAAAGUGUGUUUAUGUUCAUCUGUUUUGUUUUGGGGGGCUAAAACUUUUUUUCAUAAUACAACUAGAUAAGAGAUAAAACACUUGGAGAUCUUCAGUACUCUCAAACAUGAGCCUACACAGAAUGGACAGUCACUAAGAAUGUUCAAAAAUUGUGGAAUUUACAGUGGAGAUGGUGAUGACAAAUUGUGUAUGGCUUUACAAUUGAAACUAAUAGAAAACUAAUUUGUUUUUAUGCAUUAAUUAUUACAAAACUUACUUGGACAUUAUUAGCCUACGCAUCUUGACAUUGAGUGACAAACACACCUUUGCAUUUACUCCACCAAUCAGCUUUUUUGGUGUGUCGUGUCAGCUUACAAUGUUCCAUUCCUGAUGAACUGUAUUUACAUGUGUCAGCCUUUUUUAAAAAAAAACAUCCAUACAUUUUCUAUGCUGCUAAGGUAGCGGGAGCCUAUCUUUUAUGCUGCUCGGGUGCUGGAGCCUAUCCCAGCUGACUUUGGGCUGUUCGCCAGCCAAUGGCAGGGCACAUAUAGACAAACAACCACUCACACUCACAUUCUUACCUAUGGACAAUUUAGCAUCGCAAAUGAACCUAACAUGCAUGUUUUUGGAAUGUGGGAGGAAAUCGGAUUACCCGGAGAAAACCACGCAAGGGGAUAACAUGCAAACUCCACACGGAGAUGCCCAAGCGGAGAUUCGAAGCCAGGUCUUCCCGAUCUCCUGACUGUGUGACCAACAUGCUAACCACUCACCGUGCAGCCCCAUACUUUAAUUAUGUACUUUCAAAUUUGAGCUUGUUAUAGCCUUUGUAAUCACUAUGGACACUUUUCAGGAUGUCCAAAUUGUCUAUGAGAUUUACAAUGGAAAUUAGGAACAGUAAUAAUAUCAGUACUGAUGAUAAUUAUGUUUCUAUGCAUUCAUUCUUUCCAUCUAACUUGUUUGGUUGAGAUGGAAGAGCUUUUUACAGAAUCUAAGCAGUGUGCAUGGUCUGUAAGGAUGUCCACAUUGUCUAUGGAAUAUACAAUGGAAAUGAAGAAUCAACAUUUAAUAGAAAUACUGAUGAUGAUCAAGGUAGUUAUUUGCUUAUAAUGUUCUAAUUCUUGCCAUGUAACUUUAGUUUUAGUCAAUAGUGAAGAUUUUUUUAAUGAUCUAAUAUAGUAGAUGUUAAAUUAUAUCAAAUCAGUCGGAAUGUCUCUAAGGAUGUUGAAAUUGUAUAUGGGCUUUGUUUUCAUACGUCCAAAUUUGUGAUUUAACUUGAAUUCUUUCUAAAGAGGUGGAAGUUUUCACAUAAUCCUGUAAUCAGUAUGCACAGUCUAUAAUGACAAUCAAAUUGUCUUUGGGAUUUACUAUGGGAAUUAAGAAACAGUGAUUCAUGUAAAUGUGAUGAUUUUUUUUUAUGUGUUAAUUAUUGCCAUCUAACUUUAGAUUUUGAGUGAAUGUUUUAUCUAGCCCAUAAAACACAAUAAAAUAUACACAAGCGUUGUACCGAAAUGUUGUUGUUGAGAUUUGUGUUUUUAA
Molecule: messenger RNA, 5323 nt
Organism: Dunckerocampus dactyliophorus (ringed pipefish)
Lineage: Eukaryota; Metazoa; Chordata; Actinopteri; Syngnathiformes; Syngnathidae
Gene: dph6
Product: diphthamine biosynthesis 6
Exons: 14
Coding region: 346-2301 (651 amino acids)
Biological process (GO): protein histidyl modification to diphthamide
Molecular function (GO): diphthine-ammonia ligase activity
Source: RefSeq, a predicted model, not a curated record